UGGCUGAUCUACAGCUUCAUAAUCUAAAUUCGCAAAAAAUAUAAUUUUGUUACUGUUUCACUUAUGCGAAUCAUUAAAUUUGUUUAUUUAUCUAAAAUAUUUGAAUUUAAACAUAGAACAUUACAUACCCUGAAGCUACAAAAAAGAUGAGUGAAAUUGCCAACACUGAAGGCACUUCAUCUGAACCUGAGAAGCCGGUUCUUGAUACUGAUGUUAAAUUCCCGCCUUUCCCUGAACCUAAACAUGAAGACUUUGAAGAAGAUAUUUCUGAAGAAGAAAGAAUUUUUUAUAAGUUAAAAUUUACAGAUUUGAACCUAGUAAAACAUCAGCGUCUGCAUUGUACUGCCUGUGAUCGCCAUUUGGGAUGUUCGGCGCGCAACGAGUCUCGGAUGCGGGCACAUCCUAUGCUCAGGACACUCAUGUGUCAUACUUGUCAUACUUUUUACAAUAGCGGAGAGUUUGAGAAAGGUGAUGAUGGAUCAGAACUUUAUUGUCGAUGGUGUGGUCAAGGUGGGCAAGUAUAUUGCUGUUCAAACUGCCCACAUGUGUUUUGUGCGAAAUGUAUCAAACGUAAUUUAGGUCUGCCAAAAAUAAAGGAAAUUGAAAGUACAGAAGAUUGGAAAUGUUUUAAGUGUAACUCGAAAUGUCUUUGGGAUCUUCGAGCAUUGUGCUGGGCUCUUUUACGUUACUGUGAUCUGAAGAACAAGUUUGCCUACAAUGCUGAAGACCCGGAAUUAAAAGAAGGGUAUCAAAAGGACUGUGCUAUUGAUCAUGCAGAAUGCUGUAAACAUAAAAUAAGACAGCGAAAGUCAGAUAAUCUAAGAAAACGAGAAGAGAAGAAAAUUCAGGAAGUUACUAUUAAAAAAAAUAUUUCUCCACCAAUUACUAAAAUAGGUCCUACUAUUCAGGUAAAGAAAUUUGCUUCGAUCAAUAUUGAUGAAAUAAAACAAGAAAAGAAACCUGUGAAGCGACCAGCGAGCCCUAAAUUACAACCGAUGCUUAUAAAAAAUCCGAUACCUAUAGCACCUGGGUGUACUAAAAUGAUAACCCCGAUAAGUACUCCACCAAUACCGAAAAAGAUAAAGGUAUGUAAUGCUAAUAUGAUGCCACCAGUAAGAUUUAACAAUGAAAGAAAACCAUUUGUCACUUAUCCACGAAUGAGAACCAGAGCUCCUCAAACGUCAAUGACUUCAUUGAUGAAUAGUCAAUUUAAUGGUUUUAAUAAUGGAAACAAUUUCAGUACCAUGGUUAUCAAUGACAACAUUAAUUUAUCAUUGGAAAGUUUAACACAGGGUUUAGACAUGAAUGCUGUAGCUGCGAUGACUAACAAUAACACUCCUCCAAAUGAUGAUGAUGUGGUAUGCACACCCGAUUUUCCUUUAGAACCUUUAUGUGAGGUCACGGAAGACAACACAGAUGAUGAUGUCCAAUGUAUAACUCCUGCUCCUGUUCCAGUGCCACCUAAACAUGUUAAUCCACCACCUCUAAUACCAUGUGCUACAAAUAUUACAGAUUUAUCAUCUGAGAAUAUUAUACAAAUGACUGAAAAUGAUGUAACAGUAAAUGCCGCUACUGGCGGAUUAAAGUUCCGUGUUGACCCUCAAACAUUAUCGUCUAAUAAAAUGUAUCGUUUACCAGAUGGGCGCAUAUUUGCUAUUAAUGCUAAUCCAAAUAUGCCAGGUGGAUACUCUGCUACAAUAGUAGCUGUUACCGAAAAUGCGCCUGGAUCAAAGACGUUACCUAAAAUGCAGACAUACUCGGCCAAGCUCAGUGCAGUUUCGGCCUCAACAUCGAGUCCACAGACCUCGACACCUAUUCCAAAAUCCACUCGUUUAGGAAAUUCUCGGUCAACUCAAAUUUCAAAGCGUAAUAUAUCGAGAAUUGCCAAAAUGAAAAAAUCUGGACAAAUAUCUAGAGAAUGUGAUAUGCAAGUACCUGUUGAAUGGUAUCGAUACAAUCUAUUAGAUUCAGUAGAUGCUUUAGAAUAUUCCUUGUCUAAAUUACACAAAAUCAAAAAAGAAGCUACAUCAAUGUACUUACGUACAAGAACUGUAAGUGAAAUGAGAACACUCCAUAGAUCCUUAGAACGGUUACUCAAUACUUCAUCUAACAGGUUUAUUGAAAUUCGCGAUAACUUAAAUAAGGAAUUCAAAGUAUACCUUACUAAAAAAGCGGCAGGUGAAGUUAGUGAAGAUGACGAUGAUGUAGAAAUAUUGCCCAAUUUAGACGAAAAUGAUGAUCCAAUUUUUAUCGACGAAAAUUCCGUCGAUUCUAACGCAAAUUGUAACGAUGGUCAAGAGGUGGACCUGACUGGAGCCGGUAGUAGCGAACAUAACGAUAGUGCGGAGAAUAGAACUGACAAUUUUACAAACGUAUACAGAGACUCUCUUGCUUUAACAGGCAAGGAAAGCCCCAAUACUAAUACUACUAUUACAAAUAUUUCUUCUAUUGAUGAUGCCAACAGUCAGUCUAAUCAAGUGGGAAAUAAUAUAGAGAAUGAAAAAGAUGAUCAAGUGCUUACCGAUAAUAAAAAUAAAAAUAAUCACCCAAAAAAAAAUAGUGUAAUACUUGAUAAACUAAAAUGUGAUGAACUCUUUUUGGAUAAAGAUGUAAGUAUUCAAUCGUCAUUAAAGGAAGUUACUUCUGGUAGUGAUAAACAUGUAAGUAAUGAAAGUGAAUUAUUAAAUGAGAAUAGUAAAAGUACUGUUGAAGAAGUAGUAAAUGUUGAAGAGUCUAAAGACAAAAGAGGGGAAAUACAAGUAAAGAAAACUAUUAAAAAUAAUGAGAAUUUCAAAAACAAAGGUGAUAAUAUACAGAAAGUUCAAGGUACAGAAGUAUGUGACGGAAAAAUACAGGACAACGAAAUUAGUGACGAAAAAUUCCAGGAUACCGAUAUGAGUGAUGAAAUGAUUGAAUCUUUGUUAAAAGACGAUAAUGGAAAGGACAGUUUAGAUUGCACAUAGAAAAUUACUGUAAAUAAUAGUGUUUAAAAAUAAUUUAGUUUUAGUUAGUCGCCUCAUAAUAGAAAGGAUAUAUAUAAAUAGGUAUAAGAAAUUUAUAUUCAUGGCUAUUCAAAUAGGAUAUUACAUGUAUACAUACCCAAACGUAAUAAAGUAUUAUAAACAAAUGAUAAUGGUCAUUCUGUGUUGUGGCGUGCAUGUAGGUUAACAUUUAAUUUUCAUUGAUAAUCCAAUUAUCACAUAGUUAUUACCUGCAUUAGUAGAUUGAAAUAACAUACAGGUUGCUUAGUUAUAAAAUGUCUGUACAAUAGACACGAUUUAACAACCAAAUGGUCAGGUACGGCCAUUGAAUUGUAACAAACUGAGACGUUGUGUCUAGUAGAGUUAGUCGAACGAAUAUGUUUGUGACACGACACGAUCGUCAGCCAGUGCAGAACUCGACGUCAUAUAAUAUCACAUCCACAAAACGGGUAUCCAAGUGGUAUUCCAAGUGUUAACGGUUAAAAAAAAUAAUAAUGGUUCUAAAGGUAUUUUACAAACAUAAUCGAAACAGUCACACGCAUUUGAAUUUAACUUCUGCUAUUUUUCCCCGCAUGAGUUAAAGAUUUACACAGGUUACAGCUAAAUUCAUCUAGCAAACAGGCUGUUGGCAUUCUGAAUAGGAAGUUGUAAUCGAUCAUUCUGCUAAGAACGUCUACUGUAACGUCACUUCACAGAAAUUACAGUAACGCCUACUGAGCAAGGAAUCAUUGAUUCCUAAUCAUUACGUUUUGAUUACUGGCGAUUUUUUAUAUUCCAUUGUUUUUUUUGUAGUGUGUAUAGCAGUGUAUACAUUUUUUAGUUUCGCGCGGUAUAAUUCGCAUUGCGAAGCCUCUUCCGUUGAUUGAAAUAUGCAUUUAUUUAUCAUUUGGUAUAAAACACUAGCCACAUACAUGAAACAUGUUUUUUACGUAUGGACCAUAGGUAGCUUUAUUAUAAUCAUAACUACUAUAUAAAGUUCUCGUGUCACAGUGUUCGUAACGAAACUAAUUCGAUAUGGCUUGACCGAUUCUUAUGAUUUUUCGUGUAUAUUCACUAACAAUAAGUUUGAGAAUAGGACGUAAACUAUUUUCCAUAUUUCUGUGUGAUAAGGGUUGUCCACCCCAGAAUUUUAUUAUUUAUUUUUUGGACAUAAUAUUUUUAUGAAUCGGCAUUAGAAAUACGUAAGUACAACCCAAAAUUUUCACCGUUCUAACAUUAGCUCCUAUUUUUAAUUGCUAUAAUUUAUGUAUAUGGCAAAACAACGUUUGUCAGGUCAACUAAUUCAUCAUUUAAGUUAACUUUCACAAAUUUGUGUUAAGUAUGGUACAUAAUUACAUAGAAUCAGUGAAAGUUAGUUUGUAAUGUUAAAAAGUUUGGAAACUUUAAAAGCGAGUUUUUUUGUGAAUGCUUAUAUAUGUAAUUAUUUAUUGUUUGUAAAAUUAAGAAAUAAUGUUCUUUUUUAUUUAUGUAAAAUAUGUUCUAUAAUUAACGUUUAGAACGUUGCCAAUACGCUAACCAUAAAUGGAAAUAAGCAUGAUGACUGAUUUUUUUUUAAAUAAAACAUUGUACAAUGUUCUUACAAUCUAUUUUCAUACAAAUUAACUCAUAUUGUUUAAAAUACUUAAGAUUUUGGGAUAAAGAUUGCCUUUUAAAAACACAAUUUAGAUUUCACGCCAACACGCUAGAAUAGCGAUGGCGUCGCUCUAUGACGUCAACCUUUCGUAAAUAUAUAACAAGUUACAACUUACAGUAGAUGUUCUAUGUUUGUUAAAAGUAUUUCAAGAUUUUGAUGCAAUAAUCAUGAAUCCCAAUGUGAAUCGAUUUAGUUCGGUCGCUCAAUGUCAACAAUAAAAACGCCGAACAAGUUAUUUUUUUCACAAUACUACCAAAUUAGUUAUUGAACUCGCAGCGCGAGACCGAGCAGCUAUAUCUAAUAAUUCAGUAAUGUAUAUCUGACAAGACUAUUUUGAUGUAUUUACUUCAUUUACCAUAAAGAAAUGAAGUAGGUACAUAGAUAGUAUAUAGCUCUUGCUUUGAACUAUUUGCCUUGAUGAAUCCUUGUUCCAUGUUGAUUGUACUUUCUACUAGCACAAUAGAAGUACACUAAUUCAUUUUUAUCAGGUUUUAUCAACAAUAGGAGUUCCAUUAAGAAAUAGCGCGAAAUAACUUUAUGAGAACUUUGUAUAGUACUUUGUACGACAGAUAGAAUAGAUGACUCACAUAUGUUUUCGAAAAGUGACGUCACGCGCUCUUGACUAGUGUUCGAUCUAUCACGUUGGAUAUAUUUUU
Achroia grisella is the source of this 5270-nucleotide messenger RNA. RefSeq lists its product as uncharacterized. The coding region runs from base 147 to 2963 and encodes 938 amino acids. The transcript is spliced from 9 exons. Lineage: Eukaryota; Metazoa; Arthropoda; Insecta; Lepidoptera; Pyralidae. The record is from RefSeq and is a predicted model, not a curated record.